AACAAACAAAGAAAGAAAAAUAAAAAUCGCACGUUUCUCUCUUUUCUUCUCGCGACAAAUCUGAUUAGGGUUUUUGAGAAUCUUCAUUGUGAUUUCGAAAUUCUCUACACCUUUUGUUUGAUUUCACGCUUUUGGAAUCAUCUGUAAGUCAUGAUUUCUGAUUCGAUCACCAACGCUUCUGCUACUGCAGCUCCCAGCGCGAGGGAUUUCGCAAAAAAGAAAAGGACGAACAGGUCAGCCAAAUUGAAACAGAGCAAGCUAGGUCUCCGCCGUGAGCAAUGGCUUUCUCAAGUUGCGAUGAUUAACAAAGGAGGGGAUAAGGAGGAAAUGGAUUCCAAUCGAAAAACUGGAAGUGAGAAACCUGAUCAGAGAGAUCGUCCGGUGGAGAAUUUAGAUGGUCAGGGUAGAGAAGAAGAGGAUAACAGUGGAACACAUGGUCAUGAGAGCUUUAUGGAGUCGCUUUCGAAUAGCCCUAACAGUAUUCUGAGUGGCAUGAAUUCGAUCCCCAAUUUCAGCAGCAGCAGUAGCAGUGGGAGUGGUGGCUCUUGCUCUGGUAAUAUAACAGAGGAAGAGGAUGCUGAUGAUGACGAGUGUUUGGACGAUUGGGAGGCUUUUGCUGAUGCUUUAGCAGCUGAUGACGAAAAGCACGAGAAAGAGAAUCCUCCUGAGUCCUGCGAAGAGCAUGAGAAUGUUAUCAAGCAAUCAGCUUCUCCUAGGGAUUCAAUCAGUGGAUCUGAUGUGGCUGUAAGGGAUGCAAAGCUGGAUUGUCCGAGAACAAUGUCGAGGAAGCAGAAGAGUAAUCAGGCAUGGAGGCCAGAUGAUAAGCUCCGCCCUCAGGGUCUGCCGAAUUUGGAAAAGCAGCGUAGUUUUCCGGUCAUGAACAUGCAUUUUAGUUCAGUGGCAGUGCCAUCUUCAUGCCCUAUUUGCUACGAAGAUCUGGACUUGACAGAUUCUAAUUUCUUACCAUGCCCUUGUGGAUUCCGGCUCUGCCUUUUCUGCCACAAGACGAUUUGCGAUGGAGAUGGACGUUGUCCAGGUUGCAGAAAGCCAUAUGAAAGGAACACAGUCAAGGUUGAGGCUAGUGUUCAAGCUGGUGGUCUGACUAUUCGGCUUGCUCGUUCGACUAGCAUGUUUUGCAGGUCAUGAAGAAAGAGGAUGUGGCGUUUCUCGGACUGUGUCUGUUUGUUUUCUACUCUUUCUUUUUCAAUCCUCGCAUGUUCUAAGUUUUUAACCUGUCUUUAAAUACUCUUUAGAUAUGGGUAUAGGAUUUGUCUUUUGGCACCUGAGAACUAUGUUCCAUGUUCUUCUAUGUCAAUGACUCUUCUUCGUAUGAAAACAUGUAGUGGUGGUGGUUAUGUAGAGUGGUGUGUGAGUACAUAGGGUGGUACACGAAUGUCAAAUACAUAAAGUUGCAAUAAGUCUCUUUUCCAUUGCCUCCGAGAACCUUGCUACUCUGUCAUAUGAAUGUUAUAUCGUUUUACUUGAUU
Messenger RNA from Eutrema salsugineum, 1487 nucleotides. RefSeq lists its product as uncharacterized. Gene Ontology annotation, molecular function: ubiquitin-protein transferase activity. Lineage: Eukaryota; Viridiplantae; Streptophyta; Magnoliopsida; Brassicales; Brassicaceae. The transcript is spliced from 3 exons. Gene Ontology annotation, cellular component: CCR4-NOT complex. Bases 151 to 1146 code for a protein of 331 amino acids. Gene Ontology annotation, biological process: protein ubiquitination. The record is from RefSeq and is a predicted model, not a curated record.